UGUAUGUCCUACAGGAGGCUAGUCAUCUCAUGCUAGUAUCGAAAGGCAGGUUCAUGCGUUAUAUAUAUGUAUAUAUGCAUCCCUAAAUACUGUGUUUUAUGUUCCUCGGACAUAUCCAUCAGAGAACUCACGUCGCCUUUUCUAAAGUAAGCUUUCAGCUUCAACACGAUCUCAGGUUGAUACGAAGCACGAUAACAACUUAGAAAAAAACGGAUCAUAAGUAAAUCAUAUCUAGUAAAUCGAUGGGAAAUUGCUACUCUGUCAAAUUAAAUACAACUAAACUUAGGGCCGAUAGGGAGGCAUUAAUUAACCAGAGUGAUGCUACAACCUCUCAGCAUAUCAAGCAUGCCAAGGAUGAUGCGUAUCUUUCUUAUGCUAAGAUUAGUGUUUAUGUGAACCGAAAAGACGCUCCACUGCCAUCUUUUGUGCGACAAGAGACCAACACCCAUCGAAAUCGGUCUCCGGCAAGUUUGGAUCGUAUAGGGGCUGUUCAUAGAGUCGGUGCGGAGUUGCCGCCUCCAAGAGAGGCAGAGGGCAGCAAUCGGACUCAUAGAAACGUCGUUCAACGAAAGAGUACUGGCGUGGGGCGCCGUGCUAUAAAGAUUAGGGAUGCUAGUGUGAAGGCAAAGACCAACACGGCCGGUUCCUCUGAUAAAGCCUGUGCGAUGAAGCCACAUAUCCCUAGCACGCCUACGCAGCGACCACGAGAAACGCUGGCGUCUCAGGACCCCUUGAGUCCUGGUUUUUUGUCGUCGCAUGCUAGUGACAACGAUCUUGUAUUGAUAUGUCUAGAUUGUGGAAUGACGAUUGAUGAGGAAAGCGUAGGAAUCAUUUGCCCACUGACUGCUAAACUCCACGCUUGAGUCUAUUUCUGUACUGGAGGCAAUGUGCUUCAAGUUUAGGCUUAUUUAUUGGAAGCUAUUGUUUAUCUGUUCCUUGUUUGAGAAGAUUAUUAUCUUCUCUUUCAGCUCGUUUGUGAUUCAGGGGUGAUAAUCUUGUUGACUCUGAACGGAACUACGAUGAUCUUGUGCCGUAGAAUGCGUUUAGACUGUGACAUUGUUUCUGUUUUACAUAUUAUUUUUCUUUAUGACCCUCUCCUCUUUUUGGAUAUUAAUAGUGAUCGCGAAAACUUCCCUUUUUCUCACGAUUUCUCCCCUUUCUUUGAUUGAAGCUUGUUUCUCUACAAUAUUUAUUUUCAUUGCUUUUUUUAGGCAGUAGAAAUAAAUAUUGAAAUAGAAUCGAAGCUAUUCACAAAUAUACACACGCAACAGCAAAGACCUAUUGCUUUUUUUUUAGACACAUUCCUUUGUUUUUUUUGCUGAUUGUUAUUUCUGUAUAUUCACUUCGAAGGUUAUUUAGUUUGCUUCAAAAUAGUUUCCUCACUUCGUUUCUCUUUAUUUUCAUUAGUUGUUGGAAUACUAAAUACAAGAAGUCGUGGCGAUAUAGGAAAAGGUAUAGAAAUAAGUGUUCCAAAUUCCAAAUUA
Molecule: messenger RNA, 1484 nt
Organism: Phytomonas sp. EM1
Lineage: Eukaryota; Euglenozoa; Kinetoplastea; Trypanosomatida; Trypanosomatidae
Source: the annotation of a GenBank genome assembly